Arthroderma uncinatum is the source of this 669-nucleotide messenger RNA. Its product is annotated as DOA4-independent degradation protein 4. The record is from RefSeq and is a predicted model, not a curated record. Gene Ontology annotation, cellular component: ESCRT III complex; multivesicular body. The transcript is spliced from 5 exons. Lineage: Eukaryota; Fungi; Ascomycota; Eurotiomycetes; Onygenales; Arthrodermataceae. Gene Ontology annotation, biological process: late endosome to vacuole transport; endosome transport via multivesicular body sorting pathway; protein transport. The coding region runs from base 1 to 669 and encodes 222 amino acids.
AUGAAUAUCAUCGAAUGGGCGUUUGGGAAGCGGAUGACCCCCGCGGAGAGGCUGCGCAAACAUCAGAGAGCGCUUGAGAAGACACAGAGAGAGCUCGAUAGGGAGCGCGUGAAACUCGAGAAUCAGGAGAAGAAGCUUGUACAGGAUAUAAAAAAGAGUGCGAAGAAUGGACAGAUAGGCGCGUGUAAGAUCCAGGCAAAGGACCUGGUUCGAACGAGACGGUAUAUUCAAAAGUUCUACUCCAUGCGGACACAGCUCCAGGCUAUCUCGUUACGGAUUCAGACCGUCCGAAGCAAUGAGCAGAUGGCACAGUCGAUGAAGGGUGCCACAAUACUGCUAGGAAGCAUGAACAGGCAGAUGAACCUACCCGCACUUCAAAGAAUCGCCAUGGAGUUUGAGCGAGAAAACGAGAUAAUGGAUCAACGCCAGGAGAUGAUGGACGAUGCCGUCGACGAAGCAACCGGGCUGGAGGAUGAGGAGGAAGGAGAGGAAAUUGUCAAAGAGGUGCUAGAUGAAAUCGGCGUUGAUCUUGGGCAGGCGUUCGGGGAGACACCGAGUGGCAUUCAAGGCACGGCGGUCAAGGAAGCCCGUGUUGCCCAAGCGGUUGGCGGAGGCGGCCAUACGGAUGAUGAAGACUUACAGGCCCGACUGGAUAGUCUAAGGAAAUGA